This is a messenger RNA of Hyalella azteca, 5286 nucleotides long. RefSeq names its product synaptic vesicle glycoprotein 2B. The transcript has 12 exons. Bases 99 to 2015 code for a protein of 638 amino acids. Gene Ontology annotation, molecular function: transmembrane transporter activity. Gene Ontology annotation, biological process: transmembrane transport. Gene Ontology annotation, cellular component: membrane. The record is from RefSeq and is a predicted model, not a curated record. NCBI's taxonomy places the organism in Eukaryota, Metazoa, Arthropoda, Malacostraca, Amphipoda, Hyalellidae.
AUUUCAUUUGCUGUCACCACAACAAAAGAUGCCGGUCGAGACCGACCGCAGCAUAACCAAAUUGGCUCCCUAAAGUUUAGUCUUUAUAAAAAACUAACAUGAGUAAGGCAGAAGAAGGUCAGGAGAAGGAGCUACUGAUGAAAGAUGGAGACAGCUUACGUAAAUACAGAGACGAUGACUGGGAUACUACAGCGCCUUCUGCAGCGCCUCCUGCGCGCCAGAACAUAGAAGCUGAAUGUGACUUGACGGAUGUACCGGUGCUGUCCCAGUUCCAUGAGGAUGCCAUCCAACAGGCAGGGACUGGUAGUUUCCAGCUAGUGCUGCUGUGUGUUGUGGGGCUUGGGCUCGCAGCCGACACGGUCGAGCUCUUCGUCGUGGCGUACGUCAUCCCGAGCGCCGAGGUUGAGUUCUGCAUGACCGGCAGCAUGAAGGGAUGGCUGGCGGCAGUGACGUUCAUCGGUAUGAUGAUCGGGGCCAUCGUGUGGGGAGCGCUGGGUGACAGCGUGGGGCGGCGCAAGGCUCUGCUCUCAGCGCUGCUGGUGAACGCAUUCUUCGGUCUCCUGACGGCGCUGAUGCCGACCUACGGUAUAUUCAUCGCUACAAGACUCUGCUCGGGGGUCGGAAUAGGAGGAGGGAUCCCAAUAGUGUUCGCGUACUUCUGUGAGUUUGUGAGCAAGAACAAGCGCGGCCGCUACCUGAGCUGGCUACUGACGUGGUGGGCGGUGGGGGGCGUGUUCACUGCACUUAUGGCCUGGUGCAUCAUACCUCGCACUGGCAUCAGUGUCGUGGAGGACGAGCUGCAUCACUUCAGUUCAUGGCGCGUGUUCCUGGUGGUGUGUUCUCUGCCCGCAUUCGCCGCUGUCCUGGGACUCUACUUCAUGCCGGAGUCCCCGCGCUAUCUGCUAGAGCAAGGCCGCGAUGUCGAGGCCAUCAUGAUCUAUAAGAAAAUCUUCGCGUGGAACCACGCCCGUGGCUUGGGAGAGGAAUACCAGUUAAGUGAGCUGGAGUUGCCAGCUGGCCGGCAGCAUGAGGCGGCGGGGCGACCAGGGGGUGCUACUUUCUUCGAUACUCUGGACAAGCUGCGGGCUCUGCAUCUGCGUCUGCUGAAGCCCCCUUUCCUGCGGGUGACAUUGCUGCUGCUCAUCGUUUGGUUCGCGGCUGCGUUUGGGUUCUACGGGCUUUCUGUAUGGUUUCCAGAAUACAUAAAGCUUCUGAAGAGUGAAGAGUACGAUAAAAAUGCAACUAUUAUCAACGAUUAUGUGUAUGGGUCAUGGAAAUUCAACGUCUCUCUGUUGGACAACAUUCGUUUCGUGAAUGUCAAGUUCAACAACGUAACUUUCGAGAGUAUGGUACUGAAUCACGUCACAUUCGACGGCUGCUCCAUAUUCGACUGCACCUUCACUGACAUCAAGAGCAGCAAGACGUAUUUCAUCGAAAGCUACGUGGCAAGAAACACGUUCAUCAGCACCGAUAUUUACGAAUAUCGCUUCAUCAACUGUGAAAUGAUCAAUAACACGUUCCGCACAGUGGAUUCCAAAUGCAACUUGGACUUCGACUACAACAUCCAUUACAAGGACAUUUUCCAGGAAAAUCUCAUAGGGCAGUUGUCGCUGAUACCAGGAACUUUGGUGGCUGCAAUUUUCAUGGAUCAAAUUGGAAGAUCUCAUAUUAUGGGAGUAUCAUUUAUUCUCUCGGCUGUUGCUGCGUUCUUCAUCUGGUUUCUUGACUCCAAAGUCGGGGUGAUUGUGUUCGAGGCGAUGUUCAACUUCAUCUUCAUUGCUGGCUGGAACUCCCUCGAUAUCGCCACAACGGAGAGCUACCCCGCUCAUAUCAGAACUUCAGCAUAUGGCUUCAUAAGUGCCGUGUCACGUGUAGGUGGCAUCGCUGGCUCGCUCACCUUUGGGCACUUCAUCUACCUGAGCCGCGCCAUCCCCAUGCUGACCACCUUUGCGGUGCUGCUCAUUGGAGGUCUCGUUGCGCUCAAAAUUCCUGAGACCAGAGACAGGCUCGUGUGAGAGGCACGCGCUCAAAUCAUCAAUACCAGUGAUGUCACAACGCCAGUUGAUAUAAUGACAUGUAUUGUAUCCAGAUGAAUCUAUCAGAGGAUGGUUUUACUAAAUGAUGCUCCACGUCUGUGUGUAGGUAACUAUUAUAGUUAGGUCAUACUCAAAGUACUUUGGACUAAUUUGUGAAAAAAAAUAUUGGAAGGUGAUCUGUAUCUAUGGGUUGGUUUUACCUGAUGGUCCUGCGUGACAGUUCCCAGGACAUACUAAACAUAUCUCUUGCAAUAUGGGUUACGACGUCGGUAGAUUUUAUGUCUGUAUUUUACCGAUCAGGUCUUGAAGACUUUAGGUCGAUGUUGGAGGUGACCAAGCAUGUGGAGCGGACAUGACAAGAAGAAAAAUAAUUCUAUGAGUCAUCUCUUGGAUGUUGUUAUUACUUGCUGUUGUGAAAAAUUGUUUCAGUUAUUGUUGUAGAAAUCAGUUAUUGUUGUAUCCAAUGCCAACGAAGACGUUUUAGUUAUAUUAUUAUGCUCAAAAAAUUAUAUCUUUUUAAAUUGUCGGUGAAAAUAAUUGAAAUUAUCAUUCAUAAACUCUCACAUAGUUAUUACCGUUUAAAUUGAAGCAACAUAUCAUCACAAUAAAUAACUCCUCCGCACAAAAAAAAAACGAAUGUUUUUUUUUUGUAAAAACGCUCCCAUACAAUGCUAAAGACGACCUAGAAAACUUAUUGCCGUUGAAAUAGCGAGCACGACACAAAUUUGUCGAAAAAUGUGUGGUCAAGAAAAUUGCGAGCACGACGAUAAUUAGUCAAAAAUUUUAUGGUCAAGAAAAUUACGAGCACGACGAUAAUUAGUCAAAAAUUUUAUGGUCAAGAAAAUUACGAGCACGACGAACCACUUUACUGAGGAUCGUAGCAUCGGUAAAUCUGCAGGAUUCAUGAACAUUUGAACACUCAUUUUAGCACUUCAAUUACUCAUCAACUAAGUCAUUGAGUUGAAGUAUGAGUUGAUGUGUCAAAAAUAUAAACAUGAGUGCAUUCUAUAUUUUAUAUAUAGUCAUAUUAUAGCUCAUUAAUUUUUUUAUUAUGAUGGACCUUGCUGCGUUUAUCGCUCUUUUCACUUCAACAUAUCAUCCACAUGCAUUAAUAAUUAAAAUUGCAGAUUAUUCUGUAUGAAUCGUAUCGAAGAUUGGAAACUCUUAUUGUUUAAAUGCAAAGGCUUUAGGCUGACCUAUACUAAAGCAUAUUGAAACCUUAGUAAUGCUGUCAUAUCAAAAUAGCCUAUCUAUUUUUAAAAAUUAUUAUUUGAGACGAAACCUCGAUCAUCUUGUCAGGCAUACAGUGGUCUGUAGUGGAUACAUGCACACAUGGAAAUUCAGGCAAAAGCGCUUGCAUUAUAAUUUUAUAAUGAAUGUUACUUCAGAAAUUACUUCAGAAUUAUUACUAGAGUUAAAAUAAUUCCAAAGUUUUGAUAAACAAAAUGCGUAUUCUAUGUUUCAAAACAACUACCAUUCUGAUAUACAGAUAGGAAAUCGAAUCAAUGCAUUAAAUGUGCCUAUACUAAAAAUGGCUGUAAUCCACAAAUAAGUAUGUAUGUAAAUGUCCCUAAAUAGUUCGAAUUCACGUAAUUCCAUUCUCUUCACAUGAGCGAUUUCGGGAGAUUUUACGGGCAACGUGGGCGAUUUUAAUUUGAUAUGGCAUUAAACUAAGCGAAAAUAUGUUAGCAUACGGUUUAUAUUCAUUAGUUGACACGAAUAAUAUGCUCUGCAAACGUUCGUAUUGAAUUAGCGUUUUCAACUUUUGAACCUUGGAAAUAUUAGCUUGACCAUUCUAAACUUUGGAAAUAAAUUUUCCAAAUCAAGCUAAAGUUUUUGUAAUAAAAUCGUCCUACAUCAUUAAGAGAAUGAAUCAGAUCUUGGUGAAAAAAAUGUCGAUCUUUCCAAAGUAAAUCGAGCAGUGAAAGUCCAGCAUUAACGUAACUUUGUGCGUUGUGCUAUUUUCGCAGUCUCUUAUAUUGACAGGCAAGAUUCCUUAACAUACAUGUAAAGCUACAACCUUAUUCAGAAUACAUGAAAAAACAUGUGAACCUCAUGAGCUUUCAGCUAUUUGUGAUCAUACUUCAUUCUAGCAAGAAGUUGUUCCUUCCAUAUAAAAGCUUUGAUGCAUUUAUUGCCACUGUAAACAAAAUUUUAUCACUAAUUACAUUCGUGUUAAUAUAUUCGUUUAAAUCUAUUGCAUGUUUGUGAAGGUUUUUUAUUUAUUUAAGUGUUUGUUUGAAGCCGGAAGCUGGGAAUAUAUAAUAAAGUCGUUCGAGCUCGUAUCCAACAUGCCUAUCGUGUCUGAACUGAACCUAAAUCUGACAUUUUACUUCAAGUUGAAAAAACGAGAGGCGUUUAAAAACAUUAUAAAUGGAGACUGAAACAAAAUUUCUAAAUUUUCCAAUUCAAUCAGUAGAUUUAUUGUUACUAUUAAAAAUCAAAAUUUCCACGAAAUAACAUACAGGGGGAAUCGGCUCAGGCUCAAUCAGUAGUAAGCCAAUGGCGGACGUCAUUCGAUAGAAGCGCAAAAAUUGCAUAAAAUAUCGAUGAGAGCGUAUGCAAUGACAAAAAUUCAUUUUAACGACAUUUGCAAUUUUUUUGACUGAUUACACUGUGACAUGACAUUCACGUCCUUAUCGUCAAUGUUGGCCACCUCGGGCGGAACGUAAGCCAUUAAUAACUUAUUGAAACAGUCACUGUAAAUAAGUGGCAGUAAAAGGCACUGCUUUCCAGUUUACCACAGUUGUCUUAAAACCCUUUAUUCUGACACAUUAAGGCACUUUAAAUGGACUAUUAACGCUUAUAUUUAUAUGGAUGUACCUGACGUAGCGAGAACUCUCACCACUGUCGGGGUUAGGGCUCACUGCAUGCGAGACCAAAUUCGCAAACAAGAUUGGUAGUUAAAAGCUGUCACUGUUUAAGGCCAGAGCAAUAACGCAGAAAACAGCAUAUAUUUAGUGAUAAAUGAAAGCGCACACUACACCUCACCCUGCAGCUGAUCUCCCUAAACAUUCGUAAUGACUACAAUUCUGAGAAAACUAAAAACGAAUGUAACAAAAAGGUAACAAAAAAUGGUGGAAGAUUUUUCAUCGUUCACAUCACGCUCAAAAAGAGGGAUUUUUUCCUGACGUUAGAAAUAUUUAUUUGUUCAUGAGACGGAUUGGGCUUUCAUUUUGGUUCGAUUGUUUUAGACUCCUGGCAACUGUACAAUGCAUCCUACGCAAUAAAGAUCGGAGUAAGGAAUGCA